This is a messenger RNA of Schistocerca americana (American grasshopper), 1251 nucleotides long. RefSeq lists its product as uncharacterized. The transcript is spliced from 7 exons. The record is from RefSeq and is a predicted model, not a curated record. NCBI's taxonomy places the organism in Eukaryota, Metazoa, Arthropoda, Insecta, Orthoptera, Acrididae. The coding region runs from base 1 to 1251 and encodes 416 amino acids.
AUGAGCCACUCACAGGAUGUGAUUCUCUGUGAGCUGGUCUCGCAACAUCCUUGCCUUUACGAUUUGAAGAACCCUAAAUAUAGGGACACUUUGUUCAGAGACAGAAUUUGGGAAGAAAUUGGUGCACAGUUGAAACUGGCAGGUUCAAAGGACGAAGCAACCAGAGGAAGUGCAGCCAUGAGCCGCGACAUUCAUCUUGUGCUGCAGGCCGCCUCCAGUUCUCAGAUUGACCCUCUGGAGUCCAGAGAGGACUGUGCGCACUCACACCUGCCCACAGUCCAGGAGUUCUAUGGCAAUGUGACUCCAGCACUGGCGUCGCUGAUAGCUGUGGCCACGCUGUCCGUGGUGCUCACGUGUGUGACGUACGCCUGCACCAUGGUGCGCGUGCUCACCAAGACUCCGCCGAGGUUCCGCGGCCACACUGCCUGGGUCCUGACCGUCCACCCGGCAGCUUCAGUAUUGGCCUACGUGUCGGUGCUGGUCCCACGUGCAUCCUUCCUGGUGAGCAUGGGCAUGCACAACCUGUACGGGCUGUGCCUGUACCAGCUGUUCUGCCUGAUGGCCGCUCACUGCCAGGACGAGGACUCCGUGGACCCGCUGCGGGGAGCCCAGAUCAAGCUCGACCCGGGAAACUUAUUCUGGUUGCCUGGUCGCGUCCCCAUGUUGAUCAGCAGGACUUCAUUACUGAGACAAACAUAUCUGGUGCUGCAGCUGCCUGUAAUGAUGUGGAUCGUAUACACUGUCCGCUUUGUCUUAUGGUCUGAGGACAAGGAGCUGGUGCGCACAGUGUGGCCGUACAUGGAGCCACUCCAGUUGGUUUCCAUGAUGGUAGCAGGAGGCGUGGUGCGCAUGCUCAGUGAUCUGGUGGGCGGGGCUACCACCAGGCAGAAGAUGAACGCCAUCAAGGCUACCAUGCUGCUGGCCAAACUACAGGGUCCGGCAGUGCACCGUCUGGCCCGGCUCCUACCCUGCAUGGGAGCCUUCUCGCCUCACUUCUGGAGCCACAUUGCGGUGAACGUGGUGUGCUUGCUGCAGUACCUGUUCCUCAGCGUGUGGGCCAACCGGCUGUUCUGUGGGGACGCUACCCAAUGCGACCGUCUGCGAGAGGAGCCGAUGGAGGACGAGCUGGAGGCGGCCUGUACGCUGACGGAUGGUCCUGCUCCGCCCAGCGGGCCUCUGGUGGACCUGGGCCCCACUGGAGACUCCAAAAAACCUCUGAUCUCACACGUCUCCGUGGUCGGCAUCGCAUAG